AAGACACAAAUGUAAGUCACAAGGGCAUGUAUAAACAUCUUUUAAUAAUAUAUUUUAAAAUUGCAGAUGUAACUAAUCAAAGGAGCACGCCCCAGAACCAAAGUAGUGGUGACACCGCAGAACAUUACUUGACUCCAGUGACAACAAACAAGUUAAGCACGACACAAGGAAGAGCGACUCCGCUUUAUGAUGCAUUACAGAUGAAAGAUGUAGGAAUGCAAUCACUCUAUGAAGGAAUACGGCAAGAGCACAAGGGCUCGGAAAUAUCUUCUAAUAAAGAUUUGAGCGGCAAUAUGCGGAGGACAAGAAACGAACCAAUAUAUGUGAACUAAGGAGGUGCAGUUGUCGUCGAAGUUCUCCGAGGGCUUUGUAAAGAUUUUAUGCAUAUUACAAAGAUUUUCACUAACCCUAAAACAUGUAAAAUAUCAGAUUUUUAUGAACAAUUAACUUAACAAUUGUUCAACGGUGUACCCAAAUAAAUUAUAAACUGAAGGGUGAAGAAAGACUAUAUGGACCAUUUUAUCAGUGAAGGCAGCAUCGUAUGGGUCUAGAAAUAUUGUUGCAACAUCGUCUCGAUAUGUACUAAAGAAUCACAAUUAAAUUAUUCACAUG
Messenger RNA from Pomacea canaliculata, 612 nucleotides. RefSeq lists its product as uncharacterized. The record is from RefSeq and is a predicted model, not a curated record. The transcript has 4 exons. Bases 27 to 332 code for a protein of 101 amino acids. Lineage: Eukaryota; Metazoa; Mollusca; Gastropoda; Architaenioglossa; Ampullariidae.